Molecule: messenger RNA, 3080 nt
Organism: Gadus chalcogrammus (walleye pollock)
Lineage: Eukaryota; Metazoa; Chordata; Actinopteri; Gadiformes; Gadidae
Gene: guca1d
Product: guanylate cyclase activator 1d
Exons: 4
Coding region: 463-1014 (183 amino acids)
Molecular function (GO): calcium sensitive guanylate cyclase activator activity; calcium ion binding
Source: RefSeq, a predicted model, not a curated record
UUAGGGCGUUAUACUGUCCUGUGUCAACAGUGUCCUGGUGGAAUUAAGAGGGUUAGCGACUCCUGAGUCCUGCUCUUUGCUUCGCUGUGCAGCCUGAACACGGGCCAGCUCGACAAACCAGAUGACGUCCGCGUCCAUGCACCGGCCUUUGCCUCCUGUCCUCUUUGUUCUGUACCUGAUAUUCUUCUUCUUCAUGUUCUGCGUCCUUUCUUUUUACUCCAUCACCGCCAGGCUGAAGUAGACAGCCGUCCGCUAAACCAGUUGACCCAGAGGUCGGCUCCGAACGGGGGGCCGUCCUAAGAAGAUCCACGGGCUUCCGCUUCCACCGAGCGGAGAAGAAGCCUGACCGACCGCUGAGCCGAUUUUGGACCCGAUUUUGGACACUUUUGGGCGGCAGGGUGUGACACCUCCCUCCCUCUUUGUGAGCCUGCUCUGUCUCUCCACCCCUUUUGAGGUUGAGCCAUGGGGAACCACGGCUCUAACCUGGACGAUAUCCUGGCGGAGGACAUGCACCACUGGUACAACAAGUUCAUGAGGGAGUCUCCGUCAGGGCUCAUCACCCUGUUCGAGCUGAAGGCCAUCCUGGGGCUCAAGCGCAUGACUGAAGACGCCAACGGCUACGUGGACCAGGUGUUCAUGACCUUCGACAUGGACGGGGAUGGGUACAUAGACUUUGUGGAGUACAUAGCAGCCAUCAGCCUGAUGCUGAAAGGAGAGAUCAACCAGAAACUCAAGUGGUACUUCAAACUGUUUGACCAGGACGGCAACGGAAAGAUCGACAGAGAUGAAUUAGAAACCAUCUUCUCGGCCAUCCAGGACAUCACACGGAACCGGGAUAUUGACCCGGAGCAGAUUGUUUCUGUGAUAUACGAGAGGAUCGACACGAGAGGAGAAGGUGAGCUGACCCUGGAGGAGUUCAUUGACGGAGCCAAGAACCACCCUGACAUCAUGGAGACGCUGAAGACCAUGAUGGACCUGACGCCCGUCCUCAUCAUCAUCAUUGAAGGACUCUAGAAGAGGUGAGAAGGCUGCUGGGUGCACCGGCGGAGGCAGGCUGAGGCAGGGCACGAACACAGAACACUAACCAGAAGUUCCCUCUCCCAUCAACCUUCCCAAGGGACUUCGAAGCCCCCCCCCCCCACCCUAUGUCUAGUCAGUCCCUUCCAUGAGGAAGCCUGACUUUUGGUGUUUAGAAGGAGGCCUGGGGACAUCGUAAAGGACUGGGGUUGACGUCGGAAGAGGUUUGAGGAAAAAGACCAGAAGAAACCUGGAAAACUGGCGACGUCAAAGGCAAAUAACAACAAAUUCAACAGUGACUGGCUUCAGACCUACUGUCCUGCAAGUUGAAGAAUUUCCCCAUGCUACUCUCUCAGAGCAAGCCAAACAAUCAAAGGGGGUCAUACCAGUGUUUUGAAUUAGCGAUCACAAAGUCCUAGUGAAAAGACCUAGUCUGGCCUCCCUCUUUUUGUUAUGCUUUUUCUUAAUGCUUGUUUCCAGACGAUGUAUUUUGUUGUCCUAUUCAGUAUACAAACCCAUUUUCAAUUGAUAGCUAAAUGUCAUUCGAUUGUCUGAAUCCGACCAAUCCAAGGGCUGCUUCCCAUCAAGAGCACAGCAUUCAGAGGCAAACUGUGCCCCGUCAUACAAGGUGACCAGGCUGGUGUUGUCCCUUAUCCUCCUAACGCUGUAAUAGCCUUAGCAGACUGAGCCAAUAGACUUCCCUCCUAGCAACGCGGGGAGCUUUUUAUAGGCAGGACUUCUCACCACACAGCUCAGGGGAGACGGAACGUGAGCGGUACUCACAAACGUGCAAAAUCAAAGAGACUGGGAAGGACAACGAAGUGAACUCACUUGUAAAGAAAGAGCGCGAGCACACUGGCAAACUGAAUCCAAAGCUCAAAUCAAUACGCAAAAAGAAAAAGAAGCCGAUUCAAAUGAGUCACUUGAGUUGCUGUUACUUUCCCCUUGUCCGUUCCAUAGAGCUGACUUGCACGGGAUGGGCUGAUUAUGUAACCUAACACUACGGUUAGGCAGACUAAUCCCUCCAAAGGGAUUAGGCUUCUUCAGCGGGCAGCAGUGAUCCUGUGUGGGGCGGGUCACGGUGGAACGACUCCUUGAGGUGCUUCCCUUAUCUGCUGGAACUGUAGCCUUCAACCAUUCAGUGUCAACCAAUAUGCUUGGAUGAUUUUGCUGUCAAUUCUAUGGACGUUUUUCUCACAUCAACAACGUAUGCUCUUAAAGCAUUCAAACACUCGACACAACUAUGCUCUGAUUGCUCAAGCAGUAAAUACGCUGUAUGCAGUUGUACAGACCGAUAGAGGUCAAACGCUGUGACUCUGACAUGCUAGACCGGGGGCUGGCUUGCAGAGGUGGAAUCAUGUCAAAAAUCGGAAAAUAAGAGCACAAGAAUUUAUAUUAAUCAGUAAUAACCGUGCUUGAACCAAGCUUUAAACUAGCACUAAUAAAAAACUCUUCCUCUAUCUAACUUAGCUCCCUUUUUAUCGAUCAGAUUAUUGAUUGAUAUUACCCUGCCCUCACUUCUCUCUGUGGAUUGCCUGGUGCACAUAGUUUCAUGUUACAUAUUACAUUACGGGAACUUGUUUGACAUGGACUAGUGGCUUCUGUAGAGGAUGAGUCAACGCAUGCAUUUUCUGUCUCUUGCGCUUAGUUACUGAAGGGGAAAUGAGCCGUGUCGAAUACUGAAGGACAUGCAGACGGAACACGAGAGAUUGAGUCGUACGUCACCCAGAUGUGGGGCAGCCAACCAGCUUAACCUAAUGGUUAAGCGCUACGCACAAGAGUCAAAAAGCUUCUUUUUUUUUUUACAAUGCAGCCUUUGUACCGCUUGAGAGGAGAAAGGAGAAAUGAGAAAAGGGAGUUAUUUGUAUGUUUAAAAACUGCGACGUCAGAGAUUGUCCAAGGAAGAUGGACUGUGUUGUUUAAAACUCUGCGCAUUAGGUUCAUAGUAGUCAUUUUAAUGGUGGAUUUUAAUGAAUCAUGCUCUGUGUUGCCUUACCAAUAAAGUUCAUCAAGAAUCUUCCAAUGUGUCGGGUUAUUUCCUUGAGAACAGCUCUAACCCCAUG